Pistacia vera is the source of this 1457-nucleotide messenger RNA. Its product is annotated as zinc finger protein 830. Gene Ontology annotation, cellular component: spliceosomal complex; nucleus. NCBI's taxonomy places the organism in Eukaryota, Viridiplantae, Streptophyta, Magnoliopsida, Sapindales, Anacardiaceae. Gene Ontology annotation, molecular function: zinc ion binding; nucleic acid binding. The record is from RefSeq and is a predicted model, not a curated record. The coding region runs from base 51 to 1073 and encodes 340 amino acids. Gene Ontology annotation, biological process: nuclear DNA replication; mitotic DNA damage checkpoint signaling; mitotic DNA replication checkpoint signaling. The transcript is spliced from 8 exons.
UCUGUUUGUUCCCUGGUGGAGAGUCUGAGUAAACAAAAGAAAUUAAAAAAAUGGAUGACGCACAAGCGAAGAAGAAGGCGUUGUUUCGCGCUAAAUUGAACGCUCAAAAGAAGGAAAAGCGAAUAAACUCUCCUCUCGUUAGAUAUAACGAAGUCGAUCAACCCGUUUGUCGAGUUUGCGACGUCGUUUUGAAAUCUGAGUCUCAAUGGGACGCCCAUCAAGCUUCGCGUAAACACCAUCAGGCAAUUAGUAAUCUCAAAGCUAGUGCAACUGGAGUUACUCAAGCUAGUAAUGCGAAAUCCGAGCCUAGUAAUGCAUUGUCUAAAACUGAACAUCGUUUGGAGUCGCAAAAUUCAGAGCUUCAACCGUCAAAGAAAGUAGCUGAAGCUCAAACACCGAAGCAAUUACCUAAAGCUCAACCAUCUUCUGUUCUUCCUUCAGAUUUUUUUGAUAAUGAGGCAAAGAAGCCAAAAACUGAUUCUGUUAAGAUGGUGGAUCCUGAUUCAUCCAGGAACUCUGGGGGUUCUGCCAAGACUCAGGCAACUGCAAGAUUAUACUCUGAAAAUAAGAUGGAUGGGUUGCCUAUUAGUAAUGCAACACAAACAAAGAAAGUUCAGUCAGCUAGGGAGCUUUCUGAGAAAUCAACGAAGAUGGCUGAUUCAGAAUCCAAGCAACCACAGGGAGCACUUCCUGAAGGUUUCUUUGACAAUAAAGAAGCAGAUUUACGUGCUCGUGGCAUUAAUCCUGUUAAGCCAGAUGUUAAGGACGAGUAUAAGGAAUUUGAGAAGUUGAUCCAAGAGGAUUUGCAAGAGGUGGAUAACCGUAUGGAAGAAGAUGAGUUUGAUGCUGCAGAAACUAUACAAGAGUAUGAACUGUUGGAGCAAAAGGCCUACAAGGAGAAAGUGGAAGCUCUGAAGAAGAGGAAAAUGGAGUUGGAGGCCGCCAAGUCAGCCAAACGAAGCAAAAGUUCUGAGUUUGCUCAGAACAAGUCUACUGAUGACGAGGCAUCCAGUGAUGAUGAAGAUGAAGAUGAAAAGAAUUUUGCCAUUGAUUGGAGGGCUCAGCACCUGUGAUUUCUUCCACCAAAGUUGCUGGUAAAGAUGGAAGAAUGAAGUGACCUAAUUGUUAUAACGAAAGUCGCCGGCUCUCGUUUCUGAAUUAUUGUAAUGCAAGACCCUCAUUCUCUGGGUGCUGAAGCUGAACUGCAAAAUUGGUGCAGCUUGUAUAUUCAACUAUGAAAAGGCUUCUUUGGUUGGGACACAUGGGGUCCUGAGCUGCUUCACCAAGUUACUCAUCACUGAUUUGCAUUUUGUGUUAUUCAUAGACUUAGACAUGAUUGCUGAAAACUCUUAAUAGUUUUUAUUCUAUUUUUGCAGUAAGAAGUUUUGAUCUCUCAACAAGGUCUAUUAAAUAGAAUGGUAAUAAGUAUUGUAGCACCAAUUUGUUUAUGUAAUAUU